AUGACUGUUGUGGGAGAGAAGGUGCAGACAUUGCUUCAGCAAAUGCAGGACAAAUUUCAAACCAUGUCUGACCAAAUAAUUGGAAGAAUUGAUGACAUGAGCUGUCGCAUAGAUGACCUGGAGAAGAACAUAGCAGACCUCAUGACGCAAGCGGGAGUGGAAGAAUUGGAAGGCGAGAACAAGACCCCUGCUACUAACAAGAGUUAAAGUUGCCAGUAACUUAAGAUGAAUCCUGGAAGACUUCUUUCUUUUUCUACAAAUCCUUGGAAUUACAGAACAGCUUUUUGCAACUACUGUGUGUAAAAGCAUUUUUAUAUUGUUACAGAGCUUGCAUUCCUAAUGUAUAUUGUAUAGUUAGGGAUAGGUUAGUUUAUAUUUUGAUUUGUGUACUGUAAUUUCACUUUUUGAAUUCUUGUUAUGAGGAUCAAUUAGUUGUGUUAUUAAAACACAGAUCUUAUGGAUCUCAACUACUGGGUGUAUUUUUUUGUGAAGUCACUUUUUUCUCUCUCAUAUUUUUCUAGACGUCUCAUUUUUGAUAGCUAAACAUCUAGUGACUCCUGUCAAAUGGAAAUCUUAACUUGUCCUACGUAACUUUGUGGAGUGAAGCACAAGAUUGAAACUUAGCGUUAAUGUUAGCUCUAAGCAUCAGUCACUCAACUAGUUGAGGACUGUGUGUUGUUUUCUCAUAAAUGUAAUGCGGUGAUUUUGGAAACAUAAGACACUCCUACUCCUGGUGUCACCUUACCUGUGCGUUCCUAGAACAUAAACCAGACAUAGAGAUUUAACAUUAGUGCCAUCUGUACACAGUUGGGCAAGCACUGCCAUUCAAAAUCUGUUACAUGUAGACAGACGAGGAACUAUUAACUAUGAAAAAUCUCACUAUGGGAUUUAAGGUUUUUAAUCCUGUAAAUCUCUGCUUUGAAAGUGACAGAGCGUCAUUUAGCAUCACCUUUGAACAACAAUUACGGGUAAAAUAGUGAUACUGGACAGAAUGGGGAUGGGAUUGCGGGAGUGUCUGUGUGCGGUCUUUCUGUUUAAAUCACUGGCUCGUUGUAGUAAACAGUUUGCUGACAAAGCAACGAUACACCGAGUAAGGAAAAAAGGAGAGAACCCAGUUAGAAUUGUAAAGCCUUGCUUCUCUUUGAAUAACAGCUAGCCGGAACUCUUCAAAGCAUUUGGUUUAGAAAGGUGUUUGCUUUUAUAAUCAUAUCCACAUUUAUGGGCCUGGAGUUUAAUGGAUUACGUUAGAGUAUUUUGGCAAUGAAAAGCGUAUUUAGAAGAGUCUGUACUAUGUCACUUGUGAAGAAAAAUGACCGAUGUCGGAUUUUACUGACAAUCGUUGCAGUGCUCCUCCAGCUUGAAAUAUAAAUUUAAGAAAGCACUAGUGGCAGUCAGCAGUUACACCUGGACCACACUCAAGACUGCUCUUUGAACGCCACCAGAUUAGCGCCUGUGUAUUACGAAGGCAAUAUGACAGGUCAUUUUUCAAAACUGAGGGGAAAUUGUAAUAAAAGCUCAUAAUAAUAGGGGAAUUUUGUGAACAUAGGAAAUGUAUCAAUAUACCUUGUAAUACCAGCCUUAGGCUCUUUGUAAUGUCAUUUAAAAAAUCUAAUAAACUAUUACAUUGUC
Messenger RNA from Aptenodytes forsteri (emperor penguin), 1629 nucleotides. RefSeq names its product heat shock factor binding protein 1 (gene HSBP1). Gene Ontology annotation, biological process: cellular heat acclimation. The record is from RefSeq and is a predicted model, not a curated record. Lineage: Eukaryota; Metazoa; Chordata; Aves; Sphenisciformes; Spheniscidae. Gene Ontology annotation, cellular component: cytosol; nucleus. The transcript is spliced from 4 exons. Gene Ontology annotation, molecular function: transcription corepressor activity. The coding region runs from base 1 to 207 and encodes 68 amino acids.